AAUUUCAGAAAAAAACAAUCUGAAAAAAAAAACACAGAAAUUCUACAAAAUUCUCUGUCCUGUUCCAAAAACAACCCACCUACCAAACUCUGUUAAACUUGACAGCAUCCUACAAUUUUUUUUGUUUCUUUUUUAUUUUUCUGGAAAAAAAAAAGAUGUCAUGAAAUAUGCUCAGAAUCUUUUCUGCUGAGCUACCCCAAUUAUAAUUUCACCUCAAUUUCUCUCUCCUGUUAUUUAGGCACUGUCUCUCUCUCUCUCUCUUUCUGCAAGUGCAAGUGCAAGUGAUCCAGGUCCGUUGCUUUUGGCAUCAGCAGAAUUACAAGUUGCAAAGUUGCAGCUGUAACACUUGCAUACUUGUAUUAUUAUAUAAUGUGCGUGCAAGACUUUGAGUCAACUGAUGAACAUUUGCACAAAACUGAUAACAAUAAUAAUCACAACAAUUUCUUGAAUACCCAGAUGGAUUUGGAGAAUUCUGCUGCUACUCCUAACUCUGUUUCUUCUCCUGCUCUAGAAAGCAUUAGUGAAGAAAGAACAGUCGUUUUAGAUGAAAGUCCGAAUCUGGCAAUGGAGUUCCUUCCUACCCUUCGAUCAGGAGAGUGGUCUGAUAUUGGAGGACGUGAAUACAUGGAAGAUACACAUGUUUGUAUAGCUGAUUUAGCCAAGAAUCUGGGCGGUGAAAUGGUUGAUGAAGAAUCUGUGUCUUUCUAUGGGGUAUUCGAUGGUCAUGGAGGAAAAGCUGCUGCACAAUUUGUCCGUGAACAUCUCCCUAGAGUCAUAGUUGAAGAUGCUGAUUUCCCUUUAGAGCUUGAGAAAGUGAUCACAAGGUCAUUCAUCAAGACUGAUACUGCAUUUGCCAAGUCAUGUCCUGUUGGGAAUUCCCUAUCUUCUGGAACUACUGCUAUCACUGCAAUGAUCUUUGGGAGAUCUUUACUUGUAGCAAAUGCUGGAGAUAGCCGAGCAGUUCUUUCUCGACGUGGAAUGGCUUUGGAGAUGUCUAAAGAUCACAGGGCCUGCUGUAGAAAUGAAUUGAUGAGGGUAGAAUCGCUGGGAGGAUAUUUUGAUGAAGAUGGGUAUCUUAACGGGCAAUUGGGUGUAACAAGGGCUCUUGGAAAUUGGCAUCUUGAGGGAAUGAAAGACAUUGAUAACAAGGGUGGACCUCUGAGUGCGGAGCCAGAACUUAAACUUGUGACAUUGACCAAGGAAGAUGAGUUUUUGAUCAUUGGAUGUGAUGGUAUAUGGGAUGUUUUCAGCAACCAAAACGCGGUGGAUUUUGUUCGAAAGCGGCUUCAAAGGCAUAAUGAUAUUAAGCUGUGCUGUAAGGAAGUAGUAGAGGAAGCGAUUAAGCGUGAGGCAAAGGAUAAUUUGACAGUUGUUAUUGUAAGCUUUCACUUGGAUCCACCUCCAGCAAUUGUGCCACAGAGAAUGAGGUUCAGAAGAAGCAUUUCUGCUGAGGGGCUUCAGAACAUUAGAAAUUUACUGGAAGGUUAGACAAACUAAUGUUACUUUAUAAGAAAUAGAAUGAUCAGUAAAUAUGGACUGAUUUAUUGAGCUGCUAUAUUAAGCUGCCCAGCCUGCUUCUAGCUCUAUUUGUAAUGUCUGUACAUUAACUAUUCUUGAACACGAGUUAGCUGAACAUACCUGAAUAGAAAUAUUCAAUAUGUUAGCUCAUAUUCAUUCCAUCUGAAUACAGUAGUCACAUUUUUAUGAAAUAAUA
Molecule: messenger RNA, 1714 nt
Organism: Chenopodium quinoa (quinoa)
Lineage: Eukaryota; Viridiplantae; Streptophyta; Magnoliopsida; Caryophyllales; Amaranthaceae
Product: probable protein phosphatase 2C 27
Exons: 4
Coding region: 370-1488 (372 amino acids)
Biological process (GO): protein dephosphorylation
Molecular function (GO): cation binding; protein serine/threonine phosphatase activity
Source: RefSeq, a predicted model, not a curated record